Triticum aestivum (bread wheat) is the source of this 2412-nucleotide messenger RNA. RefSeq names its product protein trichome birefringence-like 19. NCBI's taxonomy places the organism in Eukaryota, Viridiplantae, Streptophyta, Magnoliopsida, Poales, Poaceae. The record is from RefSeq and is a predicted model, not a curated record. Gene Ontology annotation, cellular component: Golgi apparatus. The transcript has 4 exons. The coding region runs from base 1 to 1680 and encodes 559 amino acids. Gene Ontology annotation, molecular function: O-acetyltransferase activity.
AUGGCGCUCGUGCGCCACCCCCGCAGGCGGCGCGCGGUCUUGACGUGGCGGUGCUGGGAGUGCACGAGCAUCUUCUUGUGGCUGCUGGACCACCUGGCAGCUUUCUUCUUCACGCAUCGACGCCCGGCGCGGCGGGUCACGCUGCGGGACCUCGCGCCUUGGCUCGACGAUGGCAUCUUGACGGGGAAGUGGAGGAGGUGCUCCGUGGGCUACGUCACCCGCAGCAGGCGGCGGGCGAGGCAGCAAGAGAGACGGUGCAGGAGAGCCCCCGGCGUCGCUGACAAGCUCAGCGAUGCGCUGGCUCCUGAUCUCUAUCGCGUACAUCCCACAACCAUGAAGCCCCACAAGAGCAACCCCUUCUCGCGGAAGAUCUCCGUGGCCCUUGCCACGCUGAUCCUCGUCCUGCUGGCCCUCGCCGCCGUCUCGCUCUACGACUUCAACUUCACCGACAGCUACCACUACAUACGGCGCGCCUCCUCUGCAUCGUCGUUCCCGGCAACCACCUCCUCGUCUCCCACGAUUCCGGCGGCAACCUUACCAUCGUCAUCGUCGUCGAAGACCAACUCCUCGGCCACUGACGCCUGCGACCUGACGCGGGGCCAGUGGGUGCCGGACGACGAGCCGCCCUACUACACCAACCUGACGUGCUCGUUCAUCGACGACCUCCAGAACUGCAUGAAGUUCGGCAAGCCGGGCCUCGACCUCAUCAUGCGCUGGCGGUGGAAGCCUCACGACUGCGACCUCCCCCGCUUCGACGCCGGGCGGUUCCUGGAGGCCAUGAGGGGCAAGUCCAUGGCCUUCGUUGGGGACUCGCUCGCCAGGAACCACGUCAAGUCUCUGCUCUGCAUCCUGUCCCAGGUGGCAGAGCCGGUGGAGCUCGUCACCACGACGGAGACCGACGUGACGGGGAGGGCCGUCCGGCGAGACUUCCACUACGGCAGCCACGGCUUCAACGUCUCGCUCUUCUGGUCGCCGUUCCUGGUCAAGGCCAACCUCUCCAACGCGGCGCCCGGCCUGGGCCUGUGGGACGUGCACCUCGACACGCCGGAUGCCCGGUGGGCGGCGCACAUCGCCGACUUUGACUACAUCGUCCUGUCCGGCACCUACUGGUUCUUCCGCCCCUGCGUGUACUACGAGGGCGGCCGGGCCGUCGGGCGCCACGGCGGCGCCAGUGGCGCCCACAACGCGACUGAGAUGCCCGUCUCCGGCGCGGUGCGCGCCGCGUUCCGCACAGCGCUCGGCGCCAUCGCGGCCCCGGCCCGCGAGGGGUUCCGCGGCAAGGCCGUGGUCCGGACGGUCACGCCCGUGCACUUCGAGAACGGGGAGUGGAACUCCGGCGGCGACUGCGUCCGCACGCGGCCGUUCCGCCGCGGCGAGCGCGCCCGCGACGCCAUGGUGGCCGAGUUCCGCGCCGCGCAGGUUGACGCGCUCAGGGAGACGGAGGCUGCGUCGCAGCGGAACCGGAACGGCGCGGAGCUGCGGCUGCUGGACAUCACAGAGGCGAUGGAGCUGCGGCCGGACGGGCACCCGAGCCGGUACGGACACCCGCCGGGCGGGAGCGUGGAGGGGAGCUUCGUGGUGGACUGCUUGCACUGGUGCUUGCCCGGGCCGAUCGACAUGUGGAGCGAGCUGCUGUUCCACAUGCUGGCGGCUCAUCGACAGCGUGCUGACACAGAGUGAGCGGCAGGGGCGGAGCUACAGUAUAUACAUACAGCCCAUAAAAUAAACGACGCAGUGAACAACUAAAGUACUCCUUCGGGAGCUCCCUGCAAGGUCACCUCUCAGUCGCUGCUGCCCCGUGUCGUGCUGUGCGACCUCUCUUUAAUUCUUUUUUUUUCGCAUGCAUUUUCGACUUUUUAGAUAUUUUUUUUGGCUUUUCAGUUUUCUCCGAUUUUUCUUAGGUUUUGGUUUUUUUUUUAAAACUACGUACUUUUUUGCACAGAAAAAUGUUUUUUUACGAGUGCCUCUCAGAAACAAAAAAACAUAUUUUCUUUUCUUUUUCCUUUCGUGAGAGGCACGGUCAUGACACUCGAAGCGAAAAUAAAACACAUUUUUUUCCUUCGGUGAGAGGCAUGAAUUAGCUUUUGUGGGAGGCACUCGAAAACAAAAAAAAAACACGUUUUCUUUUUCGCCACAAUUUAUCUUGAAACAAAAGUUAAAAACUUAAAAAUAAGCCCAGGAAACAAAGACUCGCAUUAUCAUUAUUUUAAAAAACAGUUUUGCUAGAGCAUAUCUAGAUGUGCAAUACUUAUGACGCAUCUAAGUCUCAUGUCAUUGAUCUUACAUUAAGAUUCGUGUAAAUAUUUUCUUUUUCCCUUUUUGUUUUCUCUUUAUGCUUGAUUCAUUCAUUUAGAUGUGCAAUAACUAGAGCACAUCUAGAUGUGCCUCUUAAUAAUAUUUAAUAUGUCAUUA